This is a messenger RNA of Sabethes cyaneus, 2540 nucleotides long. Its product is annotated as SLIT and NTRK-like protein 2. Gene Ontology annotation, molecular function: protein binding. Bases 215 to 1768 code for a protein of 517 amino acids. Lineage: Eukaryota; Metazoa; Arthropoda; Insecta; Diptera; Culicidae. The transcript has 5 exons. The record is from RefSeq and is a predicted model, not a curated record.
ACUGACAGUGUUCGAUGAAAGAAAAAAAAGUACAAAGAUUGCCCCGUAAUCGGAAGCAGCUGGCAGAUUGAUAGGACCAGGUCAAAGAGUUCAUAACAGAAAAGACAGAAAAAGCGCCGUAGUAACAGUAACUGUUACUCUCUGUGUGUUUUGUUUUCAUAUCGGGACUGGGUGUAGUGAAAAAAAAGGAUAACCGUGCAGAAAAUAAAAAACAAUGAAACCGAGAUUAGCCUGUGGCUUAGCGCUGAUGUUGGUGUUGUUGAGCAUUAGCUGGAAGAUCCCCCGGACAUUGGCCCACGCCGACACUGGCAGUAGUGACACCGCCGACGACUAUCACUACGAGGACGAGUAUGAUGAGGAUGACUUCGACUAUAGCUACCCGGACCCAAGCGCGAAAGAAGCCGGAGCUGACAGUGACAAAUCGGCGUUAAGCACGGCCACAACCACCACCAUCAAUAGCAGUACCAAUGCUCCACCGGUUGCCAACAAAACGACAGCCGCACCGUUGUGGAGUGACGAAGAUGACGUUCGUGAAGUCUAUCCAUGUCCGCGGCAAUGUUCGUGCGAGGAUGGAACACAGUUUUUAAAUUGUUCGCGACGGUCACUGACCGAAGUUCCUGAAGAUUUACCGCGAGAUGUUAUUCGGCUGGAUCUUAGUUGGAAUAACAUUAAAAGCAUCCCGGUGGAAGCGUUUCAAAACUGUACGGAUGUGCGGGAGAUCUUGUUGGAUCGGAAUGUCAUCGAGGAAGUUGAUAAGGAUGUCUUUUUCGGACUAGUUCGGUUGGAUGUGGUGAGCUUAGAAGGGAAUCAGAUAUCGCACCUAACGCCGGAUACGUUUGCGGAGGCGCACUCACUGAGGAGGCUAGUGCUCAACGAGAACCCACUGGUCAUUCCCGAUGAUGGAUCGCUACUGGUGCAGGAAGAACUGGAGGAAUUGGAGCUGGCCAAGUGCAAUUUCACCGAGUUAAAUCACCAAACUUUCGGCGGCCUGGAAGGCCUCAAGUCGCUGAAUUUAGCAGGGAAUGAAUUCGAAGAGGAUCUCAGCACUGACGUGUUUGAACCGCUGGUAAACUUGCAACGGUUGCACCUGCCGCCGCUGUCGGAAGACACCGUUCGAGACUUGUGCGACGUGAUCAAAUCGAUCGACGUGGUUGAUAUCACGACGCACAACAUCAGCUGUUUCUAUCUAGCAUCGGAAACCUCCUACGAGGAAAGCAUCAUUACUCCACGUCCAACCACUCCCGAACCGAAACCCGAACCAACAAAAGAUCCAGACGAAAUUAUCGCCGCCACAACGGUAAAGCCACUGAAAAAGGCACUCAUAAAGGAGAACGAAAUCCAUGCGGAUGAUGGAGGGAAAGAAGAGAAAAGUACGGCUGCUCCUGUCACGAGGGUUACUUCUCGAAAAACGACUCUCAGUCCAACAAACAGCGCCAGAGAAACUACCACCCCGCCGGUUACGAGAUCUCCCCCAACGGUCAGUGGACCUUCGUCGGCUUCGAUCACUCAUCCGGCCGGGGACGACGAAGAUGUCAAAAAGGAUCCCACCACCUCGGAUGAGGGCAAAUCCUCUGUGCUGGCUUCGAUUAGCUCGGAAAUGAUGAAGCAACUGUUGAUGGGAAUUAUCGGCGUUGGGGUUCUGCUACUGAUAAUCGGAAUCGUGUGCCGACGGACAGGACUGAAGAACAAACUUUGCGGCUCCAAACGGAGGCCUGCUCCGACGGAUCAGGUUCGACCCGCCGAAGAAGUUCCUCUGAAUAAGGUUUAGCUUAGCGAAUAGGGCGGCAUGUGUUAUAAAAUUUGCCGGAAAGUGUUUGUGUGAUAUUGUUUAAAAGUAUUAGAUUACGACAUUCGUCGUCUGUAGUACACGUGCGAGCCAUUCUUGCGAAACCGUACGCGUUUGACGAACACCACAUCGGAUGACUUUCUGAGAUUUGCUGAGCAAAUACUACGAAACAAGAAACGCAUUUGUAAAUGUUAAUGGAACAAACCGAGGGUUAAAACGGUGUGAGGAAUUAAACAGUUGAUGGCGCAACUGUCCAGGAAUUGCCGCAAUCGUACGGCAUAUUAUGGUAGCAGGUAAAAAUAGCAGUAAAGUAACACGAAUACAUCAUACGCUUUUGUAAAUAUAGUUUGUGAGUGAAUGCGCGCGCGUAAUGAGAAGGUGUUAACGCGAGUGACACAUCGUUCGACUAACUGGUUUCCUGGAAACCGGUGGAGGAACCAGCGAAGUCGGAGGUUGGUGCAAAUGACGUCUGAAAAUGUGAAUAAGCGAUAAACAUGUAACAAGCAAACGGUUGAUAAGUAGGUUGUAAGUAGUAAGGCAUCCAAUCCACACUUAUCUAUAACAUAUAAUAUUGCGAUAAACGUGGAACAUUCCGUUCUAUGGUAGAUAACAACCAAAAUAUCAAAUAGCACCGAACAAAAUGUUGCUUCAUUUUGAAAAUUUAAUCUUGAUUUGUGGCUGCUUCUCGAUAGCAGAUAGCGCGAAAGGGAGUGCUAACAUGAAAAACCCAUUAGUUGAUAAGUAGUUGUGCAUU